ACGGGGCCGCCUCUGGCUCUGCAGCUCUGCCCCGGCCCGGAAAACCCGGCGCCUUCCAGGCCCUUCGAAAGAUGGAUUCUGUUGACGUAUCUGGCGGCCCUGGCGAGCCGGGUGGAAAGUUGGGUUUUGCCAGAUCGCGUUGGGCUCGCCUUUGUGACGCUCGGCCAGCCCCGCAUCCUCCCGGAGCCGGAUCGAGUGGCAUCAGAGGUGAGUGAUGGACAAUCUGCAGUCACAGAACCUCUCCAUGGACAUGACUGACUCCUCUCCUGCCUUGGCCAAUAACAGACUGGAGAACGGCAUGGCCCAGCUGAUCACCACCGAGGCCUGGAACAUCAACUCCACAGACCUGGUAAAGAAGGCCCUGGUGACGGUGCCGGCUCCAUCCAUUUUGAACCCCCCAGCCGAGUCCCAGAGUGGCAUGGCUCUAAAGGUGGCAGCCACUGUGCUGCAGCCCCUGUGCCUCGGGGAGAGCCCGGUGGUGAUGCCCAUUCACAUGCAGGUGGAGGGAAGCUCCGCACCUGAGCUCAACCCUAAUGGCAAUGCCACCUAUGUUAUGACCACGCAGGGCCCCAUGCAGCUGCCCGUGGUGCUGGAGCAGCAUGUCUUUCAGCACCUCAACUCCCCUCUGGUCCUGCCACAGGAGGCUCCAUGCUCCUCCAAUGCUAUCCACAACAACCUCUUCCAGGCAGCCGAGGAUCCUGAAGCCCAGCCCCAGCUCCUGGACUUGCGCAUCCCGAGCCAGCCACAGGAGCCUACGUUGCCAUUUGAAGCUGUGCUCCAGAAUUUGUUUCCCUCGCAGGGUGCUCUGGGCCCCCCACCCUGUCAGCCUCCUCCCGGAUAUGCCCCUGUGCCCCCCCAGCCCUUUAACCCUCCUUUGUCCCCCCUGGUCCCGCCAGCCACCCUCUUGGUGCCCUACCCUGUGAUCGUCCCAUUGCCUGUGCCCGUCCCCAUUCCCAUCCCCAUCCCAGUGCCUCAGAGUUCUGAAUCCAAGUUCAGCCCUGGGUUCUCCAAGCCGCCAUCUUCCUUUGGCCUGCACCCCUUUAAAGGCACCCAGACCCCUCUGGAGAAGGAGGAACUGAAGCCCUUCGACAUCCUCCAGCCCAAGGAGUAUUUCCAGCUCAGCCGCCACACAGUCAUCAAGAUGGGGAGUGAGAAUGAGGCCCUGGAUCUCUCCAUGAAGUCAGUCCCCUGGCUCAAGGCUCGUGAAGUCAGUCCCCCAAUCUGCCAGGAGGAUGCAGCCCUAGACCUGUCACUGGCAGCCCACCGGAAAUCUGAGCCUGCUCCUCAGACUCUGUAUAACAGCAGCAGGUCAGUGGACAGCCCGCGUCACACGGUGGUGGAGAAACUGCCAAGAGGCAUGGAAAUGCCCUUUGUCCCUGCCACGACCCGUGAGGCCUUGGCCAUGAUGAAUAGCCACAUGGGUAGCAGCAACACCGCCCAGCCACACAGCCAGCCCAGCCAGCCCAGCAGCAUGGUCAAAGCUGAAAAUAACAUUGAGAUGGUGAGCGACUCCCAGGCAUCCAAGGUGAUUGUCUCAGUGGAAGACGCCGUGCCUACUAUCUUCUGUGGCAAAAUCAAAGGUCUCUCGGGAGUGUCCACGAAAAACUUCUCCUUCAAAAGAGAAGACUCCGUGUUUCAGGGCUAUGACAUCAACAGCCAAGGAGAAGAGUCCGUGGGAAACACGGAAUCCCUUAGGAAACCCGUCGUCAAAAGCCGGAGCAUAAAGUUCAAGAAAGUGAACUCCCAGGAAAUACACAUGCUCCCGAUCAAAAAACAACGGCUGGCCACCUUUUUUCCAAGAAAGUAAAUAAUGGCUUUUUAAAAUUUUUAUGAUUAUAAUAUGGGGAAAGGUGCAUUGGUUUUAUAAAAAGGCAUUUAAAACAAAUUAUCUUUGUUAAUUAUUUUGGGGAGUAGUUGGGAAGCAGGAAGGCAAAUUGGCUCUAGAGGCCUGUAAGCUAGUAUCAUUUUCUUUUUUAAUUUUUGACUUUUCACAAAUGAGUAAAUAAGAGCAACCUAUUUUUCAAGCAGAUUGCACAUUUUUUGCAGCUUUAAUGGAAUAUUGGGUGAAUCAGAGGGGUAAAAAAAGCUAUUUUCAUUGCCACAAAGUGCUUUGAUGAUGUAAUACCUAAUAAAGGGUAGGAUGAAUAUUUCACAAUAAAUGUUUGUUUGCACUAA
This is a messenger RNA of Pteropus alecto (black flying fox), 2175 nucleotides long. RefSeq names its product retinoic acid induced 2 (gene RAI2). Gene Ontology annotation, cellular component: nucleus. The transcript has 2 exons. Gene Ontology annotation, biological process: animal organ development. NCBI's taxonomy places the organism in Eukaryota, Metazoa, Chordata, Mammalia, Chiroptera, Pteropodidae. The record is from RefSeq and is a predicted model, not a curated record. The coding region runs from base 215 to 1807 and encodes 530 amino acids.